Babesia ovata is the source of this 10443-nucleotide messenger RNA. RefSeq lists its product as uncharacterized. The coding region runs from base 1 to 10443 and encodes 3480 amino acids. The record is from RefSeq and is a predicted model, not a curated record. The transcript has 4 exons. NCBI's taxonomy places the organism in Eukaryota, Apicomplexa, Aconoidasida, Piroplasmida, Babesiidae.
AUGAAGUCUCUUAAGACACUGAAUGAGCUUUGUGGAUAUGCUGAGAAAGUUGAUAAAAAACAACAAAAUAAAGAUGCUUGUAAAAACCUUUUAGAUAACCUCUGCACAGGCCUCGAAAAAUUUCUCGGCUUCAGUAACGGGAGUUACACCGGCUCCGGCAUCGUGUACUCGGACCUUGACAGGCUGUGCGACGGGGUGAUGUCUUUCCUUCAUGGUGUUCUUGAGACUGUGAAGGGUGAUGAGAGUGUGAAGAAAUAUGAUCAUAAAACUGAAAACAUUAAUAAAAUUAUUGAGACUCUUAACUCUAAUGUAGGUAAAGGCCGUCAGGCCUUCGGUGACGCCGUGUCUCAGGUAAGUUCGACGUCCAAUGUUACAAUUGAAUUAGGUAAAUAUGUUCAAGAUGUUUCAAGACAACAAGACAAGCCCCUCAAGGAGCAACUGGACAACUGGACCAAGACAGUCGAGGACAUUAAUACUCACAUUAACGACAACAUAAUCACUAAUGUUUCUAAAUUAGAUCCCGCACUUAGCGAUAAGAUCACGCGUAAAAUUGAGCCCGUGCAAAAGGUGGUGGCGCACUUGGGGAAGGUGGCUGGGGAUGGCGGCCUUGAGAUGAUGGUGACUGAGGUGGACAAUGAGUUGCUGCAGCAGAAGAACAAGUUGGAAGGAAAGAUCAAUAUGCAGACUCAUAUUGUGCAGGUGACGUUGGAUGAGGAGUUUGGGAAGAUUUUGAAAAACAUGAAUAUUUUGCAUAGACAAAGGCAUGAACACUUCAAAGUUAUCAGAGACUCUUUGGAUGUGGCAAAGUUGAAGGUUGAUGAGUGGUUAGGAAAUCCCACCGGAACCACGCGAGUUGAGAUUUUGGGAUUUCUUGAUGAAGUCACAACGCAGAUCAAUGGAGUUUACACUACCUUGUUGUCCAAGAAAUUUGAUCUUGAUAAGUUAGUGGAGCAGACGCAAGAACACUUUGAGACCUUGAAGAAAAAUACGAUUAGCCUUAUAGGUAAAAAUGAGGAAAGUAUAGAGUACAAUUGGAAGAUUCUUAAGGCAAAGGUUACUCUGCUUUGUGAGAGUAUUUCCUAUGGUUAUGAUGGUACAUCCGGCCAUCUUGGUGAGAUUGAGAAUAAAGUAAAGGAUUAUGCUGGGGAGUUCAGUAAAGAGAAGUUUAAAAGUAGUGUUGUAGAUGAAUGGUUAAAUGAUGUUUUGAGAACUGGAGGAACAGUGGAUUUGUCGAUUGAUGCUUAUAUUUUGAGUAACAAGCGCUCUGGCUAUUUUCAGCAACAGGACCAAGGUGGGAUAAAACAAAAGGUUAUAAAGCAUAUUAGAAAGGUUAUUGACUCGAAGCUUCAAAGCAUAAUUACAGGCGUUACUGCUGUAGAAAACUCUGACAAAGCUGGAAUCGCUACUAAUUUAACAAAGAUAAAAACUUGUAUUGAUUCAUUCGUCCAAGAGCUGACGAAGAGUAUGCAAUCGGCAGAAUUUAAAAGCUCUAAGAUAGUUCCCGAAAUUGUUGCAGAAUAUGACAGCGACAGCGGGUUGGUGGUUAAGUCCAAGAAAGAUACACAAGCUGACAACCUUCUCUAUUCCGCCUUCAACCGCAUACUUAAACAUCUGACUGAACGGGCAAAGAAAGCUUCCACCGAACGUGCAUGGCUUGACGGCACCACGGACAAAACCAGGGUAAAUGGCAAAUCCACCAUCGCCAACGAAAUAGAUGAAGCAAUUAAGAAAGUCGAACUUAUUGGCAAGGAGUUUAAGGACGGAGAAAACAGCAAACAGAGCCACGGUAAGAAACUUGACGCGGCGUUGAAGACAGUUAAGCAGGAAAUUGAUACGCUGACUCCUUUGUUGAACAAGGCAGCGAAAUCCGGCUCUAUUCUUAAGAAGCUGGGAGAGAUGUCGCCACCACUUGCCACACUUGAAAGAAUCCAGAGAAAUGAUGCGACAGGCGAAAUAAACAAGAAAAGGAAAGAUGUCGAUGAUAAGAUGCAGGCAUUGAGGGAUAACAUUGCAGCCGUCAUUACGGCUAUCACAUUAAAUGUAGAUAAAGCAGAUAAAUCGUUAUAUGAAGCAAUCGAUGCGGUCGACAAAUCUGCUCGAUCGGCACAGAGGAUUGCGGAGGACAGCGUUAAACAACUUGAAAAUGCCCUCCUCCAACAAGUCAAAACAUCCUUCACCACCCUCACAAAUUCCGUCCGCUCCCUCUUCUCCACCUCCCACGCCGCCGACCUCCAGGCCCUGCGCGAACUCGUCGACGAGCAACUGCGGGAAGUGCAAAAAAUAAUCGACGCGGACGCAGUCACGGGCGUGAAGGGUCUUUUACAAGGUUUGAAUGGUAUGAGGUUUGGCAUAAAUAAAUAUGGCGUACCACAAUUUACGACGUCUCCAGACAAGAAUCUGCUUCAGCAAAUUAAAAAAGAAGCAGAGUCUCAUCAGUCAAAUACACCAAUUAAGGACACUUUCACGAAAUUAGCAAAAGCGUUCCACUCAUACUUCACUCCAAUUCAUAGCCAUAUUGAGCGUCAGAUCAUGGAGCAACUUGAAAAGUUGCCUGACGACAAGCGUACCGAUGAGAACCUUAAUAAGCUUAACAAUGUUAACUCUAAUUUUGACACUUUACUUACUCACUUUAAUGAUACUAGCACUAAAACACCUACCAGAAAAUACCUCUACGAUUACACUUUUGAUGGUCACCUUAAUACUCUCAUUUCCUCCCUCUCCUCUCUAUCCCCAAACCAAUUCGCAAACCCGCGGCACCCGGAGCUGCUGGACGCUGUCAAGGAAGGGCUGCAGGGAUUUACCGAGGAGCUCAAGAAGGCGUAUGUUAAUGCGUAUGAGGAGCAUCCGGAUCAAAAAGAGUGGAAAGAAUUUGUGAAAGCUGCAGCACAAUCUCCCUCUGAAAAAUAUGUUUUGACUUCUUAUGGCACAAAUUUGUCGAAAGUAUUUUUGACCGUACUUGAGAUACUAACCUAUUAUCUGUCUAAAUUGAGGGAAGCAAGUAAGCAUACGACGAAGUGGAGAAAUCAAAAAGUUAAUUUGCAAACUGACCUCGGAAAAUUCCUGAAGAAGCAUGGUUACGAGGUGUCCGGCUCUGCCGAUAAGCAGAACGGAGAACUGAACAAAGACAAAGAUGGGUGGGAUAUUUAUCGUCGCCUGUGCGGCUCAAUAACAGAGAAUCGUGUUUAUAUAGUUGAUAUUGACAAUACGCAAUACGGCGGUCGACUCACGCAACUUGUAGGCCACCUCCACCAUUAUUACCAGGUCCGUCACUACUACAUCCCUCCGAAACCCAGAGCGCCGAGCAGCGUGAACCAGAUGUUACAAUGGCUUGCCGGGUUGUACUACAAUCCAAUCUUCGGUCAAGUUAAAGGCCAGAUUAAUAAACUGCUCGAGGGCCUACAGGAAGAACAUAAAUUAAACGACGCAGCACUCGAAGUCGCCGUUCCAGAUGAUAUGAAAACAGGCAUUCAAUCACCCCUCGACGCUGGUCAAGUAAACAAAGUACUUGACCGUAUAUGCUACCACUCUUAUUACAUGCUUACCCAAUUUCUCGGUCACGGCCAAGCAGACGGCCGUUACGCCUGCGAAUUUAAUACCAACACAGACCAUUUAUAUUAUCCUAGUCGUGCUAGUGCCUGCUUAGAUAUGCUUGUAGACCUAGUAAAUCGAUUGUUCCAGCAACUACGCUUCCUGUAUCUGCAAUGUACCCAUCAAGCUAAGUUUGGUGGCUGGGCAGACUGCCAUUAUGGCAAAAAUGUCGGCGGUUCAAACUGGAAGUGCAACGAUUUCCAAUGUCCUAAACAAGACUGUGACCAAAAGCAUAACCUAGCAUGUAACCAAAGUGGUGACCAAAAGAGUGGCCAAACAGCUGACCAACAUUACGACUGUGGCAUUAAGUCACCGCUGCAAUCCUUCCUUGAGGACGCAUUGCCAGGCUUUUUGCCACAUUCAUUCAAAACGCCUGGUUGUAAAUUAACCUGUAGUUUAAGUAAUCACCAUGGCAUUCCAUGCAUCACUCCAAUGGGAUUCUCCGAUAUUGGCAUUGCUGCAUCCCAUACUAAAAACGGCAGGUAUCUCAGGGAGCACUUAUUUCAUUUCUGCGAUAGGCCUGACGGUCCCCUCCGCCAGCUGUGCUUUAUGUUCAAAUGUCUGAUGCCCGCUCCACCGAAAACUCUGGGUGAUAUGUUUGCGUUUUAUUAUUUAUUCAUAUAUGACUGGAAUGGUAAAGGCAAAGAGCACAGACAGACGGCGUUCAACGAUGCCGUCAGCGAGGCAUAUUUUGGCAAUGCAUAUACAGCUCUUGAUCCAUGUCCCUUGUUUGCUAGCAGCGGUCACGCCAAAAGCCACAACAAUGGUAACCUGCUGAGCAUAGUGAAUUGCAAUUCGGAUGCGAAGGACACAUGUGGUCAUUAUGUCGAAUCACUCUCUUCCAAUGUCUAUAACGUGUUCUCUUCCUCGCACAAAAAGCUAUACCUGUCUUGGAUCGUUUACCUCACAGAAACGUUUUAUGAUAUGCUUCAGAGAUUGCUCGAUGAAUGUUGUAAGAAAUGCGAUACUCCCGGUAGCAGAUGCCACGACAGACGAUGUGCAGAUAAGUGCCACGUAAAAUUGGCACAUGAAUCAAAGGACUCCACUGCUGAGGAAAAGUCAAAAAAGCUGGCAACCGCAAUACAUCAAUCCGACUGCAAAUCCAUAUCUCACUGCCCUUCGAUGCGUCCAACAUUAUGUAAAUUCGGCUUCGCAUUUGCGAGUCCAUCGAAGCUAAACGGUUAUGGCUUCAUCGGGAAAAAACGUUCGUGCAAAGAUUUUUGCAGCGCAUUGAAAAACAUCCUUAAAGAACAAUCCAUUCUCAUUCAUUUUAUUAAGCAGAUCGACGAGUUCAUGUGGGCUAUAAGAGAGAAUUUCUCCUACCUCUUGUUAGCCCUCUGGUCGCUCUCGCUCCUGUACCUGCUGCACAUCGCCGUCGUCCGCCUCGACGUCCUGAGGAUACGCUCCCACCUGAGAUCACCCGCAAGCCACCGCAUCGCCGCCCAGUCGCUGCUCGCCGCCGCACGCGUCAAGGCACUCGCCAACGUCAACCAAAUUAACAACCUUAAAAAAUCUGACAACCCUAAUGAAAAUAAGCUUAAUAAACUUCAAUCUGACUUAAGCAGCCACAAAAGUGAAGUGCACAACAAUACGUCCAAAAGGGACGGUGCGUUGAAGGACAUCCACUCCAGGAUGGUGUCUCUUGCUGAGCUCAGUGGGAAGCUUGGCCAAUUUAUUGGCCAAAGUGAAGCUGUUACCAAAGCAAUUAAAAAUGGCAUUGACAGCAUUAUUGACAGUGAUGAAGACUUCAAAAGCCUUAGAAACUCUCCGUCUUCGCCUGUGCAGUCUUCCACUUCCGUGCCUGCUGUGUCCAUAGAUACUGAUAAGUUUGAUGAGAAAAUUAAGCGUUAUGAAGAGCAAAUAAAGCUUCUUAAACCUAAAAUAGAAGAACAUAAAACCCAAAAAACGUCUGUCCCCGAUGACCUUAAUAAGUCUCAUGAGUCUUGUCAGUCCAAGUUGGAUGCUCUUCAGAGGCUGAAGAGCCUUAAUGAGUCUUUUAAAUCUCUUAAUAAUAAACAUGAUGAUGCUUGUAAAAACCUUUUAGAUAACCUCUGCACAGGCCUGGAGAAGUUCCUUGGUUACCAAGGAACCUCCAAAGGCUACGAUGGUUCCGGCAUCGUGUACUCGGACCUUGACAGGCUCUGCGACGGGGUGAUGGCGUUUAUCCUUGAAUGCCUUAAAGGCAGUCAAACACUCUUACAUCAUUAUUAUCCUCAGAUUAUUGACACUAUAAGAGAGUUAGAAGAUAAAAUAGGUAAGGGCUCUGGUGUUUCAGGAUUUCGCGAUGCCAUUGGGAGAGUGCAGCAGGGGCUGCAGGGGUAUGAGGGGGAGAUGGAUGGAAGAACGCAGAAGGUAAUUAGCGAGUUAGAUACCAUAAUAACCUUAAUUAGCGUACAAUUAUCCUACAUGCCUUCAAUUAAAUCAAGCAAGCUUAGUAGCAUUCAGAAUGUGAUGAAUAAGCUGCUGGAGGGGGCCGUUAAAGCGAUGAAAGGCCUAAAAGAAAACAAGGAAGGAUUUAAUGGGCUGGAUGAAGGCUUGAAGAGCAAGUUGAACAUUCCAUUGGAUAAGCUUAGCAUCGCAUUGACGUUGUUAUAUGAGUCUGCAGAUAAUGAGAAAUUAAGUGAGAAGGCUGACAAGGUGGAUAAGGAGUUGGUGGUGCAGCAGAAAAAAAUAACGGACGAGAUUUCGAUGAAAUCUGAAGAAUUAAAAAGAACGCUGAAUGCACAGUUUUGGAAAAUAUUUGAAGAAUUUGGAAGAUUGAGAAUUGAGAAGAAAUUGCAGUUUGAGCGUAUUAAUGAGCGCUUGGAGGAAGCACAGAAGUUUCUGGAAAGCGAGUUCGACACAAAUUUUAGCGAACAAAUAUCCUGGAAAUUUGAUGAGAUCAAAAUUGCCGUUACUAAUGCGUAUGACACUUUGAAAGCGCAUAAGGAUGUUCUUGAUGGAUUAGUGGCGCAGGCGGAGCAUGAGUAUGGGACAAUAACGAGAGGAGUCAAAGAAGAUGCUACGCGAUCAAGCCAUGAUAUAAGUAUACAAAAGAAUUGGAGAGAGCUUCAAGUUACAAUGAAUGGGCUUGUUGCAACUUUGACUAAGCCGCGUGCAGGUUCUGCUGAAGGUGGUACACUUCAACAGAUUGUAGACGGGGUAAUUGCGUACGCGCAGGGGUUUGCGCAGAAAGCUUUCGAGCAAAGUACAUUAAAGCAGUGGGUGAAAGAAAUUGUUAAUGCCAAAGAGACUAUUGUUAGUAGCAGAAUCGGCACGUAUGUUAUAAAUAACAAGGCUAAUGGGAAGCUAAAUGACAUAGGAGAUUGGGAUGCAAAAGGGCAGGCAGUUAAAGCGGCCAUCAUAGCAGAACUCCCCGGGUGCAUUAACACCGGUGUUGAAAGUGCUGCUAUAAAAGCCGGACUUCAAAAGGCAACAGUUAAAGACAUUGGUGCCAAGUUCAAUGAAUUUUCCAGUCAAGUUGAAAAAGAACUUACAGGAUCGGAAAGUAAAGAAACAAUGGAGGCUGCAGUCAGGAAGAUUGGGGAGGCGUUAGAGAUGAAUCGAAGAGUAAAUCCACGAACGCCUCUCUCCGACGAUAAACAUCUCACAGACGUUGUUAAAGCCAUUGCUAACUCUAUCGUUAAAAACUUUAAGCAAGUCGCUGAAGAACUCCAGCGGUUCACUGCAUCGUCCAAGAUUAACACAAAUCUGGAUGCAGCUAUACUAAGUGUGAAAACCAUAAGCUCGCACUUUAACGGCGGCCAUAGAAUUGAUGACGCUUUGAGCGCCGUUACGCCUGCAAUUACAAGGCUCGAGAAAUUGUUACAGAAUAAAAGCGGUGAAAUUGAAAAGAAUCUUGAUGAGCUAAAAAGUGACGUUGAAACCCUUGGAAAUGCUAUUAAAAAGAAAGACGAGAAUGGCAUUAUUGCGAUAAAGAAACACGAAGCUGACAAGAAAAUGAAGGAUUUGAAACAUACAAUAUCUUACAAAAUUAAUCUAAUCAGGGAGCAAGUCUCCGAUGCCGAGAAAGCCUUGACAUAUGCAAUUAAAACCUUGGAAGAUACUGUUGCAGCAGCCAAAGAGGCUCUAAAAAAUGCAAUAUCCACCGUCCAAACUCAGCUCACCGACGAAGUCAAAAAGGCCUUCAAAACCGUGACUGAGGAGGUCCAGGCGUUGUUUUCUGUGCAAAAGCAGACGGACCUAGAAGUCUUGAAGCAAUGUGUUGAAUGGCACAAGGAUGAAAUGAAAGGGAUGAUUGCAGAAGAUAAAAAGAGUGGCCUUAAAGGCUUCUGUGGGAAAUUAAAUGAACUCUUUGUUACAAAAGUUUCUGACAUGAAAGAUAUUCCGACGUUCACUUCUUAUUUCGAAGCCCCGGAGAAUUCUCCGCUGAAGCGUGCCGCUGGCCUAACAACAAAGGCCUUCUCAGGUUUCAUCGGCGAGUUGCAAGAUCAGGAUGACUUCAAGGCUCUGUAUCCCAAAGUGGAGCCGUCUGUGAAAUCGCUGAUAGUUUUACUGGAAAAUAUCGUGACUUCUAGACACUUCGACUACAAAUUUAGUGAUCACCUGGAAACACUUCAGAACCUAUUAUCUACCUUCGCCCCCUCAAAAUUCACCGAUCCCUCUAACCCAAUUCUGCAGUGCCUUAAAGAGGGGAUUCAGCAAUUGUACGAACAGUUGAAUAUGGCAUACGUUUCCAAGUACUCCGGGGCUUUCAAAAUGUUCAACUGGGACGCCGACGGCCCAAAGGCCGCGCAGGCAUGUCUGAGUUUUCUACCCACGCUGGCUCAGGAUUUGAUGACGUUGAAGAGUUUCAGCAACAGUGACUGGCAAAACAAGCAAAUAUAUUUGUAUGACAGUAAUAAAACUCAGAACGGCUUGGGAGUAUUUCUCGCUAACCGCGGUUUCAAAGUCCCGAGCCGCCAUGAUAAGAAUGAUGCCGAAUUGCGUAACAAGCCAGAUUGUACCGGUUCACAUAUCUUUAGCAAGCUCACCGGGAAAAUAAAUGGCGGCGCAGAUAGACUCUUUACCUCCAUAAAAGGGGAGAAAGAAGAAGGCUUAAUUACGAAGUUGUUUAAUUAUUACGAAAGUUAUUUGCAAGUGUGCCACCAAACGCUUCCGUCCGCAGCCAGAUACCCAUGUUCAGUUAGGGACAUGCUCUCUUGGAUGUCCGGCGUUCCGUAUAGUCACGUGUUCCCAAAAUUGCCGGACCAUAUAACCAAACUUCUAAAUGAAGACGCCAACAAGAAUGAUACUGUCAUGACGACGGUCCUCAAAUCCCAAACGCAUAAACCGCUCAGAGAGUCUUGUAAGAGAUCCGCUCACCUACUCGUCGCAAUCUGCGGCAACGGUCACGGCGCAGAGGAAUGUGAUUACCCGUACAGUGUAUGUUUCUCCAAUAACCACGGUAAUUUCUAUUAUCCUUCAGACCCAGCGACGCUCCUCGGAAUGGUGUAUGAGAUAGUCAGACGUCUAUGUUAUGCGAUAUAUUUCCUGUAUGCACAGUGUAAACGCACUGCGUCCGCCGGCAACGGAUGGAAAGAGUGCGCUUAUGGCCAGGGUGUGCCUUCAGCAAACUGGUCGUGUAAGGACCACUCAAAGUCCAAACCAACUGACCAACCUAAGUGCCAACCAAAUGGUCAAGCAAAUGGCCAGGCAAACACCAAACUGAAUUGCCCACCUACGUCUCCACUUCAAUCUUUCCUUAGAGACAGCUGUGCUGGCUUCCUACCGCAUGUCCUCACUGCAAAGAACAAUGCCAUUAAAUGUUCUAGUUGCAAACACAACCAACCUGGGCAGCAAUGUCUCACUCCGAUGGGUUUCCGUGACCUUGACUUCGCUGCCUCCGUAGAACAUACAGGCGAAUACCUAACGUAUUACUUAGAAACUCUGUGCAGUGAUGCAGAUGCGUGCCUCUUCCAACUGUGCCGUUCGUUGUCGUAUAUCUGUCCCACAGCGCCUAAGACAUUGGCUGAUGUGUUUACGUUAUAUACUCAGUUGUUUAGGAGGUGGGAAUCGGACAAGGCACGAAAAGCAUCAUCGUAUUAUGAUAAUAGUGCAUACCUUACUCACAUUAAGGAUAACACUAUCGAAAAUUCCUUCCCACUUAACAAGAACGUUCACGAUAACUUCGACAAUUCGAGCCUGACCAAUGCUAUCACGGCGCUUGUUGGACAUGGCCAUCAGAGUCACGAUGCGCUUUCCAGUCUUUUCACUACGGAAGUCUGUACACAGAAUAAUCUAUGUGCCCCUUUCAUAAGACCGCUGGCAUUUUCUACUUGCCACACCUAUCCGCAAAAGCACGCCAAAUCGUACCUUUCAUGGAUACUGUAUUUAGCGUGGGAUUUGUGGAAAUUCCUAAAAUCGUUUUUCGACGCUUUUGAGCAAAUUGAGUGCAAAGCGCACGGUUGUUCAACGUGCAGUUGCAGGCCAGGUAAACAUGGCCACUGUGAAGACGAUAACCCGUCAUGUAAAUGUUCUUCAGUUGUCGGCUGUCGAUCUGUGCUUCCAUUGUUGUACAAAUAUGGGAUGACAUUUGGCAGCACCAGCAGAUUGCAACUCACUGACGUUGCCACAAGAAAAUGUCACCAUCUACACAAGCAGCUUAACAGCGUGCUGAAAUCGCAACUAUUCGACACAUUAUUCAAGGAAUGCGACAAUUUCUUGUGGUACAUAAGAUUACCAUUUUCUUUCUUCCUCCUCGCCCUCUGGUCGCUGUCGCUCCUGUACCUGCUGCACAUCGCCGUCGUCCGCCUCGACGUCCUCAGGAUACGCUCCCACCUGCGCUCGCCCUCAAGCCACCGCAUCGCCGCGCAGUCCCUCCUCGCCGCCGCACGCGUCAGGGCACUCGCCAACGUCAAGUACUUCUCACCAUAA